Staurois parvus is the source of this 284-nucleotide messenger RNA. NCBI's taxonomy places the organism in Eukaryota, Metazoa, Chordata, Amphibia, Anura, Ranidae. The record is from the annotation of a GenBank genome assembly.
UACCAAGUGCGGUAACAAACCCCGAGCUACACUCGGGCUUACCAUGCAGCGUUGCUCAGGGAGUCCCUGCAGCACUUACCUUGUCCUUCGCUCCCGCGAUAUGUCCCCUGCAGCAUCCCCGGCCAUCUCCUCCGGCUUCCGUGUUCCGGUCCCUGUGACGUCGGGACGUACGGGCGCCGGAACCGGCGGCAAAUUUGAAAUUUUGAAAAAAUUUCAUUUUAUUUAAAAUGAUUAUUAUAUAAGCUUUGUCCUGUGCCCUGCCUGCAUUUUGACUGUUCUUUCUG